Mesorhabditis belari is the source of this 321-nucleotide messenger RNA. Lineage: Eukaryota; Metazoa; Nematoda; Chromadorea; Rhabditida; Rhabditidae. The record is from the annotation of a GenBank genome assembly.
AUGAUCUCGAGAAAGGUUUUCCCGAUAGUUUUCUCUGCAAUUCUUCUUCUCCAACUCGUCGAGGGAAAUCUCUCAAUUGGACGUCUCGGACCGAUGCUUGGACCAAAAAGAUCAGAACGAUCGUUGUCUCGAGCUCAAUUGGAGUAUUUGGACGGCUCUGAUGUGUCCAAAAGAGCUUCGGCUCCUUUGAGUAUAGAAUUCCCGUCAUGCAUGCGAGAGGCUCAUGACAAGAUCAUGGCUCUGAAAUCGAAAGCCCAAGAAUUGGAGUUGAUGAUUGAGAGAGAAAUGGAGAAUCUCCGUCAAUGUGCCCUUCAUAAUCUC